AUGACUAGCAUGCCAAGGGUGAGUCUGAGGGCAAGGAAACUGGGCAGUGAUGACUGGAGGUCCAGUAGUUUAGACCAGGAUGGCAUAAGCUGGAUUUGGGCACAAGGGUCAAGACCAAGGACUGUUCUGGGAACCCAAGGCUGGAGAAUGACAACAAGGAGGGCCAGAAACUGGUCUAGGAUGCUGCCAGGUGGUUCAGCAGGCCAGGACAAGGCAAAGCCAAGUCUGGGAGUGAUUAGACUGGCUGGACAGGGGCUUCCAGAGACAGUGAAAGCUGAAGCCAGUGUUUCAGAGGGCAAGAGUCACACCUUGGGGCUGGGUCAAGGCAACAAGAAGGCCAGGAGUGACCAAGCAAGGCUCAUGGGUGUGCUUCAGAGCUGGGUCUGGGAAAACUGGAGGCCAAAAAGGGAAGGCCAGAAAACCAGUCUAGGAGAUGGAAGUGAGCUGCAGGGGUACAGAGUGUCACAAGGAGUGCUGAGAAGGCCAGGAUGGGUCCAAGGUCUGCUCCAGGGGGUCACAGGGUCUGAAAGUGUGUAUCUACAGAAAGAGAAAACAGAUAACAGAAAACUGAGAAAACAUAUAACAAGGAAACAGGAAACCAGGGCUAGAGGCAGGGGUCAAAGCCGAAGGCUGAGACCAAGGGUGGCUCAGGCCAGGGGUGGCAAAAGCUGGAGACUGAGACUGGGAGUGGCUGAAGCCAGUCAUGUUAAAGUAAUUGAUCCAGAGAAAACAGCAGGAGCAAAGACUGGUCAAGGGAACAGAAGGCCAGGAAGGCCAGGAACUGGUCUGAGGUUCGGAGAGGACCGGAAGGGCCAGCUGGAGACUGGUCUAAUGGUCAAAGAGGGCUUAGAAAAGCCAGGUGGUGACCAGUCAGGGACCAGUGAGGGCUGGAAGGGCUAG
Pisolithus orientalis is the source of this 900-nucleotide messenger RNA. RefSeq lists its product as uncharacterized. NCBI's taxonomy places the organism in Eukaryota, Fungi, Basidiomycota, Agaricomycetes, Boletales, Pisolithaceae. The record is from RefSeq and is a predicted model, not a curated record. The transcript has 3 exons. Bases 1 to 900 code for a protein of 299 amino acids.